Molecule: messenger RNA, 2005 nt
Organism: Haliotis rubra (blacklip abalone)
Lineage: Eukaryota; Metazoa; Mollusca; Gastropoda; Lepetellida; Haliotidae
Exons: 2
Coding region: 95-1219 (374 amino acids)
Source: RefSeq, a predicted model, not a curated record
CGUCCCUUUGUACGCUCUCUCUUUAGAAAAGGCGAAGAAAGGUCGUUACGUCACCGGAAGGUGGGGCUGUUUCAAGGCCGUCGCUAAUGUAAACAUGCCGUCUCAUCACUGUUGUGUUCCGGGUUGUACCGCAUCGACGCGAAAGCAGCAAAAAGUUCACAAGUACCCAUGGCUACAGGGGGUGACCUUUUUCUCCUUCCCGAACAAGAUCAGGGCAUCCACUCUUCGGAGAAGAUGGAUUAAACUCGUCCGACGAGAGCCUGCAUGGGCACCGAACAAGUACAGUCGGAUUUGUUCAAGACAUUUUUUGCCAGGUGGUGACUGUCCGACACUGUUUCCAUAUAACAACUUUAAAAUGCCCUCCACUCUAAGGUGUGACUCAAGGUAUUUUUUUAUUUUUCCUCCAGGUGCAAUAGAGUCAAACACACCCAUUGUCAGUGACGAUCAUCACUAUGUCAUGAAGGAGGCAGAGAAGAGCCGGAUGUGUGAGACUGGAACUCAGACAGAUCUGACAAUGUCAGACAUUCAUAACAUGAAUGAGGACCUUAAAAGUAAAACUGAAAAACUAGAUGACAAGGAAACUCUAUUUAGGGACUUGUUUCUGGAAACUAUUGUUAAAGAUGAUGAACAUGUAAGGUUCUAUACAGGCUUACCAUCUUGUACUGUUUUAUUGGGUAUCUUUAACAUACUUGUUUCUAAAUGUUCACUUUUGAACUAUUGGAAUGGCAAUGCUGCUACAUGUGACAUAACAAAUAAUUGUAGAUCUCGUCCUGGUCCAAGUAGAAAGUUGACAAUGUAUCAAGAAUAUAUUCUUUCUCUUGUUCGUCUGAGACUAGGAUUUCUUCAGUAUUUCUUAGCAGAUGUUUUUGGAAUAUCAAAAUCACGUGUUAGUCAGAUAUUUGCAACAUGGAUUACUUUUAUGUCUCAAACCUUUGAUAAUGUUUUGAAAUGGCCAUCAAAACUGCAGGUUAAGAAAUAUAUGCCAUUGUCUUUCAGGCAGUUAUAUCCUAGAACACGAGCCAUAAUUGACUGUACAGAGUUCUUUUUUCAAAACCUAGAUCACCUUCAGCCCAAGCUGCUACUUACAGUUCAUACAAAUCUAGAAAUACUGGGAAAUGUUUACUUGCCAUAUCACCAUCUGGUACUUUCACGUUUGUCUCUGACUUGUAUGGUGGUAAUGCUUCUGAUAGGUAUAUUACAGAACAUUCAGGGUUUUUAGACUUAAUUGAAGCUGGAGAUGAUAUCAUGGCAGACAGAGGUUUCAAUAUUCGGGAUUUAUUGACUAGAAAGCGAGCGACCCUAAAUAUGCCACCAUUUACUCGAAAAUGUACUUGGGGUAAGAAAAAGAGACUUAAUGUGAGUGAAAUUAAAAAGACAAGAAACAUUGCUAAACUUAGAAUUCACGUUGAGAGAGCUAUACAGAGAUUAAAAUGUUUUCGACUUUUAAGUAACAUCAUUCCUUGGGAAGUGAAACCACUUGUGAACAAAAUGGUGAAAGUGUGUGCAUUUUUUUGUAAUCUCAUGCCCAAACUAGUCAGGAACUAAUUCAGUUUUAAUACCUGCUGUAAAGCAAAUAAUGUAUUAUUUUGACUUGAUUGAACAAUGUCCUGUAUUCAAUACUGUCAAAAAAAUAACAAAUGUGAUACAGUUUUUUUAAUACAUCAUGGUUUAUUGUUGAUACUGUGCUGUACAAUAGUUGUCAUGUAAUCAUUUGUACAUAAUUAUAGCCACAUUCAAUUAUUCUAUUAGCAUCAUUCAGAUCUGGACUAUGAUCAAUCAUUACAAUACUCAACAAAUCAAUAUGAAUUUCAUACAAGCUAUACAAGUAAAAUUCAGAGGCCCAGAUAAGUGGCGUAUUACGCAUUGAAAAGUAAUUGUUGCGUACCAAUUAGCAUUUAAAAUGUUAGAUAAGCAAAAAGGUUAAAACAUUAUGCGUACGGAAUAUAUUUAUAAAAAUCGCUUGCAUAAUGAAAAAGACAUCGAUUGCUAUCAAGUUGUACUGUUA